AUGCACGCCGCCCGUCCAGUCAAUAGCAGCUUUAAGUAUGCAUAUGCACACAUGCGUGCCAGCGAAGGUGUCGAUUCAGUUCGAAGAGUUGAAGCAACAAUGGUCUCAGGAAACGGCUUGUACAAAAGUCCAGAACGAGCGAAGAGCAGGUCAGAGGGCGAUCGCCCGGAAACCGGUCCGGCGCUCCGAGGCGGGUUCCGAUAUGUUGCAAUUGCAGUUCAUAAGACUCUUCAAGAAGCCGAGACCUGA
Messenger RNA from Glarea lozoyensis ATCC 20868, 249 nucleotides. RefSeq lists its product as uncharacterized. The transcript has 2 exons. The coding region runs from base 1 to 249 and encodes 82 amino acids. The record is from RefSeq and is a predicted model, not a curated record. Lineage: Eukaryota; Fungi; Ascomycota; Leotiomycetes; Helotiales; Helotiaceae.